AUGUCCCUCCAGCGCGACUGGGCACACGUGGAGUGGAGUGCCGAUUUUCUGGUGCCGGAUGUUGGGGAUGGUGGUGGUGACGCCCGGCGAGGGGGAGACGAUGGGAAGGGGGAGGGGGGCAGAGAGGCGUGCACGUCCGCAGCCGGCGGGGAAGACGCUUUCGUUUUUCGCGCGGCCGCCUUCACGGAGGCGUGCCCUCGAGGUGCCGUCGGUGUUGGCGGUGUGGACCUGCGGCCGGUGACGGCGGCGGCGGAAGCGGGGUUUGGCGAGGGGGCGGCGGCGACGGCCGCGGCGGCGACGGAGUCCCACCGCUUCUCGUGCGUUGGCGCUGAGCUGCCGAUGCUGAUGAGGAGAGACGGGGCUGCGAGAAUUCACGAGGGUCAGCCCCGAGCCUUGUCUAACUUUGUCCGCGACGAAGGUGGCGCAGCAGCGGCAGUAGCCGGCCUUUCAGAGAGCGGCAGCAAAGAAGAAGAAGGAGAAGGAGGAGGAGGAGGAGGAGGAGGAGCAGACGCCAAACAAGCGCCAAGGUGGUUGUGGCGGGGACCAGGCCCGCCGUCCCUGUGGUACGCGCUCGAGAUGUCCGGGCGCGAAGUCGGGGCGUCCAUGGAGAUCAGGCUUUCGGUUAAUUCCUCCGCCCCGCUGAUGACCACCGCCACCGCCGCCGCCGCCUCCUUAUCUGCCCACGGGUCCCCGUCGGCGUGGCACAUGGGUCCCAGGUUUUCGUCGCCUAGCGUCGGCGAUGCCGGGGGAGGCGGUGGUGGCGCGCCCGUCGUUCAGUCCGUCCCCGUGGAGAAUGCUUCGUCGAUGAACCUGAGCGUGGCGAUGCGGGUGGGGGCUCUGCCGGUGGUUGACCCGAACGGUACGGCGCGGGAGGGAACGGUGGUCCUCUGGACCGCGGACGCGCUCAGCGAGCCCGGAGAGGCGAGCGACCGGCCCCCGCCGCCGUACGACGAUAGCUCCGAUGCUGCCGGCGCCGCCGACUUGCCCUGGUGGAGCACGACGUUCACGUGGAACCUCACGCACCCGCCGCCCUUGCACCCGGCGGCGGUCGGGGGUGGGGCGGGGCUCGGGAGGGGCACCGCGGCUACGACGCUGUUUGUCGUGGUGUCCGGGGAGACCGAGGCGGAGGCCUCCGGGCGUGCCAAGAGGUACGGAGGGGUUGGAUCGACGGGCGGAAGAGAUGGCAAGCUUAGGAGGAGGGCGGCGGAGAGAGAGGUGGAGGAGGGAGAGGGCGGUGGCGGCGACGAGGUGGGGGUGUCGCUGUGGACGCUGGGCGUAGCUCCUGAGGUGACCUUCCGGUACUGCGACGAAGACGUGUGUCCCAUCGGCCGGGGCGAGUGCCGAGCCGCGAGGGGGGGAAGCGGGGACGACUACGUGACGGUGUCCAAGUGCUACUGCUUCUACGGCUACGGGGGGGAGGCCUGCGGCCAGCGCGUUGUGUCCUACGUGUCGCUGCUCUGGCAGUUUUGCCUGCUGGUGCUUUCGAACCUUGCGGUGGUUCCCGCGGUGCGGGUGGCCUUGAGGCUGGGGCUGGCCACGGGAGCGGCCCCGGCGGUAGUCUUGGGGCUCAACGGGGCGGCGUCGGCCUUCUACCACAUGUGUGACCUCGAGCUGACGUGUGCGGGGGGGAUGCUGAGCUUCCACUCCCUCCAAGCGCUGGACUUCUUCUUCAGCUUUUUCUCGGUCGCGGCCCUGGUGCUCCACCUCUGUCCCAUGCCGUGGGACGAGCCUCUGGUGCGCUCGCCGCCGCCGUCGUUGUUAGCCUCCACGAUCGCCCUGCCCUCAAACUCCGCCGUCGUCUCCGCAAACCCCGCCGCAGCGGCGAUGGCAGCGGCCGCCUCCGCGGCGGCCGCGGCCGCCGACUUGAUGUCUGCCGGCGGCGGCGUCGCCGUUGGCGGCGACGGCAGCGGCAGCGAGGACGGGUCUUCUCACCACCUUCUUAGCAGAGGCGUCGCCGUGGGCGACGGCGGGAGCGACGACGGCAACGGGGACAAUACCGGUAGCAGCAGCAACAACAAAAUACGCAGGGACAGCGACGACGACGACGACGACGACGACGACGGAGACAGCGGCGGCGGCGGCAAGGCGUUCGCUGGCCGCCAGGAGGGGCCGUCGGACCGCGUGCUGCUGCUCGGAGACAGGGACCAGCACUAUCCGAGGAGGUCGAGCGGCGGCGGCGGCGGCGGCGGCGCGCACGGUCGGAGCCAGCCCCGGAACCGAAGCCACGCCGGCGGUGUCGCGAGCAGCAGGAAGGGAAGCCUGGCCUCCGUUUCGGUUGACAGCCCCGCCGCCGGCAGCGGAGCGCACAGGAGAGGGGGUACCGGGGGCGGGGGCAUAGGAGCAGGAGGGGGGUGGGUGGGAGGAAGCGACGGCGGCGGGAGCGAGGCUGGAAACCCGGCGAAGGCGGGGGAGGAAGCCGACGGCGGCGGCGCGGGGUCCCGCCUCGCCUCCCUGUACGUGUGCCUGAUACCUCCGCUGUUGGUCGGGGUGACCGACCACCCGACUGCGGGCGCCAACCUGGCCGUGGUGUUCGCGAUGUGCGGCGGCCUGCUCGCCUCCAACUGGGGCAGGCUCGUGAGGCGGGACUUGCGCGAGCGCGCGCUCGCGGAGGAACAGCAGCAGCAGCUGCUGCUGGAGCAGCAGCAAGGGCACUGGCGAGCAGAGUCGGCGGAGUCGGCGGCGGCGGCCGCGGCGGCGGCGGCCGCUGCCCUUGACGAGGACUGGGACGAAGAGGAAGGGAGGGGCGCUGGUGCCGCAGGUGCUGCGGCGGCAGGGGCGGGGCGGGGGAACGCUCUCAGCCGCUCGAAACGAGGGGUUGUCAACCAUGGGGUGGUUGCCUCCCCUUCCUCCGGGUGGUCAUUUCGCGAAGAAGAGGAAGAAGGAGAGGGCGAGCAGAACGAGGAGAAAGAACUCGGGAAGGAGGACGAGGCGGAGGAGGAGGGGCACGCAGAAGACGAAGGGUUGGUGGGGCGGGACAGGGCUAAGUCUUCUUCGCACACGGCCGGCACUCGCGUGCUGCGCGGUGGUGGUCCCGGCGGCGGCGGCGGCCACGACGAUACGGAUGCGUCAACCAUCAACAACGACUUCAUCCCCUGCAACCCUUCCUCCUUGUCGGUGCUCUCCCGACCGCGAGCCCGCAGCCUCGGGGGCAGCCGCUGCGGCGGCGGCGUGAGGCGGGGGGGAGGGUCGAGCGGGUGGACCGGCGCCGACGACAACAGCAACGAGUUGCCGCCGCCGCCGCCCCCGUCGACACGGCUGGGGCGAAUCUUCCGCCUCCUCCGGUCCCUGAGGCGAGUCGCCUUCAGGCGGGGACUACUGGACUGGCGGCAGCUCGGGCUGGGCGUCGCGGGCUUCGCCGCGGGGCUGACCUGCUUCGCCGUCCAGGGGACGUCGGCGACGGCGGGGUGGUACCACCUCUGGCACGGGGCCUGGCACGUGCUGGCCAUGGGGUCGGCGGUGCCGAUCCUCCGCGCGCGGAGGUGGGGCCCCGCGGAAUCGGACCCGGACGAGGACGGGGGUUUGUGGGGUUGCGGCGGAGGCGGUUGCGGCGGAGGCGGCGGCGGCGGCGGCGGCGGCGGCGGCGGCGGCGGCGGGUUGUCACCUCGGGAAGACGGCGGCGGCGGCGGCGGCGGCGGCGGACAGCAGCAGCAGCUGUCGGUCAGGGCGGCGGUGGGGCUAAGGGCGAGGUGGGAGUCGCUGGGGCCCGGGUUCGGCGCGAGGGUCGAGACACGACCACCGUCGUACGAGAUGGUUCCCAGGAACUAA
Messenger RNA from Ectocarpus siliculosus, 3765 nucleotides. The record is from the annotation of a GenBank genome assembly. Lineage: Eukaryota; Phaeophyceae; Ectocarpales; Ectocarpaceae.